UCCAGCACCCCCGCGACACUCGUGAGGAUAAGCGGUAGCCCCGAUACUAAUGUUAAUAAUUUUCAUACCAAUAUCUGUCAUCCCUGAUUGAAACACUUUUGUAAACUAAAUGUUUUCAAACACUUUUAACUUGAAGGAAGACACUUUGGACUUUCGUAGCGUUAUUUGUGUUUUGUCAAUAAAGUUGAAGACCUUUGAAGACAAUGUGAUAAUCUUGGAUUACAAGCGUGCAGAUUACUUGCACGCUCUUAAUCUGCUCAACAUGUGCGACCGGAGGAAGUCACUGGUGGUCUCAGCGGUGCUGCUGUGUGCGUUCUUCACCUCUGCGUGGGCCUUUGUUGAGGAGCUUGGUGACUCUUUCGUGGAUAUGCGUGAAGACAACGACGUUUGGCUCAUUAAAUUUUACGCCCCCUGGUGUUCCUUCUGCAAACAGCUGGAUCCCGUGUGGCAUCAGGUUGGUUCCGAGUUGAAGAGCGUCGGAUCUCUGGUCAACGUUGGCAAAUGUGAUGCGACUGCUAACAGCGCUUUAGCCAAAGAGUUCAAAGUGCGAGGUUAUCCAGCCAUCUUCAUGUGGAAGAAAAAUGUCAAAUAUACUUAUUUAGGACCCAGAACCAAAGAUGGAAUCAUGGACUUUGCUGAACGUGUUAGUGGUCCGCUGAUUCGACCUUUGACCAGUGUGCAGCUCUUCCAACAUGCUUUGAGCCGUCAUGAUGUCGUGUUUGUUUAUAUUGGGGCAUCUUCGCCACUCAAGGGUGUGUACUCGGCUGCUGCUCAAGAUCUCAUUACUUCUACAUUCUUCUUCUCUGCCAGCAGAGACAUCGUGCCCAAGAGCGUGUCGCUGCCUUCCCUUCCUGCUGUGGUCGUAUUUAAAGAUGGAACCUACUUCACCUUCAAUGAGGUCAGUGACGGUGAGCUGAAGGCGUGGAUCAACAAAGAGCGCUUCCCGAACUACAUGCAAGUGGACAGCUACACGCUGUACGCCAUGGGAGAGUCAGAUAAACUGGUCCUGUUGGCCCUGCUGGAGGAGGCCAAUGUGGGCCAACAAAGUCUCAGGUACAAAAGUCUUGUACAGAAAGUGGCAGAGGAAUACAAAGAAAUCUACAGCAGAAAUGUUCACUUUGGCUUCAUGGAGGGGAAUGAAUACAUCAAUGGACUCAUCAUGGGCGAGCUGCAUCUUCCCACUAUCGUCAUGUUGAACCUAUCCACUGACAGCUACUUCCUGCCGCUGACGUCAGUAGACACAGAACGCCACCUAGUGGACUUUGUGGACCAGGUUCUGGAUGGCAGCAUUCAGAGUCAGGGAGGAAACGGAGUCACUCAGCGAGUCAGACGCUUCAUUUACGAAACCAAAGUCACACUCAUGCCACUCCUCAUUGAGGCUCCGCUGCUCGGCUGCUUCCUGCUCGGCUUCCCGCUCGGGCUGAUUGGAUUCUUGUGCAUGCUCUGCUGGAAGAUUCGGUCCAGUCGAGGAGAUGAUGAUGACGAUGAUGACAGCCAGGAGCUUGUGGCGCAGUCACGUAGAAAAAUAUCCAACAAGAAAUCUGACUGACUGAUCUGCAUCAGCAGAACCUCAGAAGAACUUGAGAAUUGACUCCAGGUGUCUUGCCAUCUCAUUUUAUGUGGCUCAUGAAAGCCUGGAAAUAAUGUGUUUUUCCGUCUAAAUGAGUCCUUUAAAUUCUCUAAGUUCUUUCAUUUUAACUGAAAAUAUAUUAUACUGCAUGCAGUUCUUCUAAACCUUAAUAUUACCUGAUAAUUCAACAAGAUAGUCCUAGCAUUUUUUGUUAUUAAAAAUAAGUACUUCAUCAUCAGCUUCUCAUCUUGACUUCCCUUUUCAAAGCAAGUUAUCCAUCUUUUUUCUAAGGAAAACUAUAAUUGUGUAAAAAUAUGAUGUGGCAAUUAUACAUUAAUAUUAUUAUCUUUUUAUUUUUUAUGGUUAAUUGUUUCCAAACCUGACUGCGAAGUGAAUUGUGCAGGAUUCAAUAUACAAAAUAUUUCCGUAGUUCUGUAGUAGUAUUUGUUUACACCCCUCUAGAUAUGAUUUUUACCAUUAUGAAAGGCCUCUAGACAUGAAAUAACACCACUAUAGUUACAUGUGCACUCAUAUUAGCCAAUAUAGUACUUAUAUCAAAAUUUAAAAGCCAUUUAAGAGAUAAGACUUGCGCUUGGGUGUGUUUCAAUCAAUGUCUUCCAGACAUGUGGACAGGAUUCAGUGUUAAGCUUUAGUUGGAGUACAACCACAACAGUGCCCUGUGUUGUUAUUAUGAUGAUGAUGACUAUUAUGUUAAUAUUGUGCCUGUUGUGAGGUAAAUAAUUCAAAAAUAAUAAAAGCCUAUCUG
Doryrhamphus excisus (bluestripe pipefish) is the source of this 2336-nucleotide messenger RNA. RefSeq names its product protein disulfide-isomerase tmx3a-like. The record is from RefSeq and is a predicted model, not a curated record. NCBI's taxonomy places the organism in Eukaryota, Metazoa, Chordata, Actinopteri, Syngnathiformes, Syngnathidae. Gene Ontology annotation, cellular component: endoplasmic reticulum; cell surface.